This is a messenger RNA of Haplochromis burtoni (Burton's mouthbrooder), 1180 nucleotides long. It is a transcript of the gene epdr1, whose product is annotated as ependymin related 1. Gene Ontology annotation, biological process: cell-matrix adhesion. Gene Ontology annotation, cellular component: lysosome; extracellular region. Gene Ontology annotation, molecular function: calcium ion binding. The record is from RefSeq and is a predicted model, not a curated record. Lineage: Eukaryota; Metazoa; Chordata; Actinopteri; Cichliformes; Cichlidae. The transcript has 3 exons. The coding region runs from base 52 to 690 and encodes 212 amino acids.
GGAUCUGCCGGGCUGUUAGUACUGAACGGGACUCAGGGUUGUAUUGGCACGAUGCACCGACUUCUGCUCGUGUUUGUGGCCGCUGCUGGGGCCUCUGUCUUCGUCCUCCCGCGGAUGGAUGCGUCCCCGGCGGUCGGGCCCUGCGUCGCCCCGCUGCAAUGGGAGGGAAGGUGGGUUGUGUACGACCACAGCACCGGCAGGAACAGCCGAGCCGCCGUCUCGUACGACGCCCUGAACCAGAGGAUCCGAGUCCUGCAGCAGCACAAGAAGCACACCCCGUGUCAGAGGUUUUUUGAGUACAUCUACUUGUAUCAGAGCAUGGUGAUGUUCCAGAUUGACCAGAAGACGAAGGAAUGCUCAAAGAUCGCUCUGACUGAAGCCUGGGAUCCCUUCGACGUCCCUGAUAACUCCACCUUUGAGGAUCAAUACUUCAUCGGCGGCCCUGGGGACAGCAUUGAGGUUCAGGAGUGGUCAGAUAGGAAGCCGGCACGCAAACAUGAGACCUGGGUGGGCGUUUACACCAUGAAGGACUGCUACCCAGUGCAGGAGACCUACACGAGGAACAGCAGUGUCACCACCUCCACCCGCUUCUUCAGCCUGGAGCUGGGAAUCAGCGACCCCAACGUUUUCACCCCACCGAGCACAUGCCAGUCAGCCCGGCCUGAGAGGAAGGUCGACCUCGAGUGCUGAGACCUCAUCAGAUCUCACCUUUGACCUUAAAAGCUAAACUGCAGUUUAAGUCUGAAACCGCUUCCCUGUUUAGUCAUUCACUAUUGAAGUAUACUGACAUUUUAUUUGAGGUAAAAUUACAACUGUACUUUAGUCUGAAACCAGUGCCACAGUUUCAAAAUUCUCUACUACAAGAGUAGCACUUAAAAUAACUCAUUCUGCAUAUGCCCUGUCAGUUAAAUACUACUAAUAUAUAACUACUACAGUUCAGCGCUUCCCAAACUAUGGAAUCAGGACCCUCGAAAAGGUCAGAAGAUGAGAUCUGAAUGGUUUUAAGAUGAUUCAUGGGAAAGACAAAUCGUUACUAUUUUGUAACCUGCUUUUAUUUUGUGACUUGUAUCUUUAAAUUUCACUACGACAUUUGGGAUACUUGUAUGAAGCAUGAUGUGUAAAGACUCAAAGCUAAAACUGUCAGAUCUCACUGGAAUAAAACGAUUAUUUUCCUCUGAAA